Molecule: messenger RNA, 1228 nt
Organism: Dermacentor silvarum
Lineage: Eukaryota; Metazoa; Arthropoda; Arachnida; Ixodida; Ixodidae
Exons: 9
Coding region: 80-1228 (382 amino acids)
Source: RefSeq, a predicted model, not a curated record
CUUCGCCGCGUUUGCAACAGUGGUGUGCGCCACAAUCAUCUUCUUGAUCCUGGUCAGCGCACUGAUCACGCUCUUCGCCAUGGGCUACGGUUCUUCCUAUGUGACUGAGACGACCGAGACCACGGAACUCGGGGUCAUUUUUCGAAGUGGUGACGUUGAUAUCCGGGUGUUGUCGACCACUACUCGGGCGACGCCGGUGGCAACCACCAAGAAAACGACCACGAUGACCACCACGCAGAAAACUGAGACGCCUACUGCGUCAACGGCCGCUCCCUCGGAAAUGAUGGACGACCAGCCCUUGGUGUGCACCAUCGGCAGGAGGCUCAACUCGACGCAGAUGUUCCCGCCGGACGGCCUGUGCGAGUACAUCUUCUUCGACUCGCUGUACAAGCUGGGCCGCAACUCGUUUGCUGAACCCAGUCUCUUCGAGCCCAACUUGCUCAUCUUCAUCGACACCGCGCCGCUGUACCAGAUCACGGCGUUUGGCAUCGGCAUCACCUUCGAUGCUGUGUAUCACCUGGAGUUCUUCCUGAAUCGGAGCGCUCCGGAUUUCAAGCCGCUGCAGCCGUUUUGGGCUAACUCAAUCUACCACUUCGGUGUCCUGGACACAGCCACCGUGAGCCCGACGGAAACGGACGUAAUAUCUGCCCUGGCAUGCCUCAAGCUCCUGCGUGACCGCUUUUCUCAGGAAAUCAUCGCCCAAGGCGUUAAGGUCUUCACAGUUUUCGCAGGAUAUGUCCCGGAUGGCGCCUGGGCAAACUUCUACAUCAGAAAUUUCACGAGCUUGUUUAUGCCGGACCUGUUCAUCGCUUUGGGCCACUACAUACGAGGAGACAACUCUUUGCCCAGCUGUCGCGUCGUGCCACCGACGCUGCUGCAGAGACCCCAGGGCGCCGAAGACAGCUACCAGCACGACAUGACGUUGGCGCUCGAGAGCAUCAACAGGCUGGCGGCACCCAGUUUGACCCUGAAGUAUGCGCUAUCAGUGACCAUGAAGGGCCGUUGGGCGGUGUCCACGGUCCCAAAUCAGUACGCUUUCUUCACGCCAUGCAUGACCAACAACACCAUAGAUUCGUUCGCCAGCUACGCACAGGUGUGCAAGGAUCCAAGCUUCAUGUCAACACCGGGUUACGAUCCUAUGGUGGACGCGACUCAAUUUCGCCACGUCAUGGAACCUCUAAUAUUCUCUUACGACGAUCGAGCAGGACUGUGCAAGAAGAAAUACUGA